GUGGAAGACAAUUACUUCUUUCCGCCACUGCACAAUAGUUGUAUAAAUCCAUCUAUUUCGUGAUCCCAGAUUCUUCUGAUUUUCCCAAAUCGCAAACUAGAGCGCCACGCAGCCAAAAAUUAGCUUUCUCCUUCACCGACGAAAAUGCCGUACUAUUCCAGGGCAGAUGCCGACGCCGUCGACGACUUCGACGAGUACGAUCCAACGCCAUACGGCGGCGGCUAUGACAUCCACUUGACCUAUGGUCGCCCAAUUCCCCCCAGCGACGACACCAGCUACCCAAUGGGCCAAUCCGCCUCCGACGAGAUCGACUACGAUCGCCCUCACUUCUCGUCCCAGUCGGAGCCCUCUGCCUACGGCGACGAGGCUCUGAACUCCGAGUACAGCAGCUACUCCCGCCCUAAGCCCCGACCUGGUCCCGCUUACGGCUUCCAGCCCGGCGGGGGCAGGCCUGCCGGUGAGUCCGAGCACGGAUCUGGAUACGGUGGGAGGACUGAGAUCGGUGGUGGCGGCGGAUAUGGCGGGAGGACUGAGACCGAGGGCGGUGGAUACGGCGGCGGGAGGACAGAGACUGAAUACGGAUCUGGCGGCGGCGGAUAUGGUGGAAGAACCGAAUCUGAGCACGGAUCGGGUUACGGGCGUAAGCAGGAGUCCGAGUAUGGUGGAUCGGGCUAUGGGCGUAAACAGGAAUCUGAAUAUGGAUCCGAAUACGGCCGGCAGCCGGAACCCGAGUACGGAUCUGGCUAUGGCCGUAAGGAGGAACCCGAAUACGGCCGGCAGCCGGAAUCCGAGUACGGAUCUGGCUAUGGCCGUAAGGAGGAACCCGAAUACGGCCGGCAGCCGGAGCCUGAGUACGGAUCUGGGUAUGGCCGUAAGCAGGAAUCCGGGUACGGUGGCAGGACUGAAUCCGAAUACGGGUCGGGUUAUGGAGGGAGGACCGAGCCCGAGCACGGAUCUGGUUACGGUCGCCAGACUGAAUCAUCAGAGUAUGAAGGCGGUGGUGGGUCUGAAUAUGGAAGGCGAAAGCAGAGCUAUGGAGAGGAAGGUGAAGGUUAUGAGAGGCGCCAGGAGACGACUGAGUAUGGCUCUGGAGGUUACCGCAGACAGGAUAGCUCCGAGAAGCCUGCUUAUGGGAGGCGCCGCAAUGAUGAUGACGAUGAUGAGGAGAAGUCUCGCAGCCAGUAUGGCUAUGGUGGUGGUGAAGAAGAAGGCUAUGGCCGCAAGAAAUAUGGAGAUAAUGACUCUGAGGAGGAUGACGACGAUGAUGAUGAGAAGAAGAAGCAUCGCUAUAAGCAUCAGCACCAUCGCCGCAAUGAUGACGAUGAAUGAUCGAUUCAUCAGCCCCUGUUCGGAGAACACUAUGCCUGCCACUCUUAUCUAUCUACUACUAAAUAACGAAGAGUGUUGAGGAGGCAUGGUUAUUAUCUUGGAUUGUGUGUCAUGGAGUGUUCUGUACUUCUCUUCGUCAUAUCGGAUUGUGCGUGUUGUUUUCUUUUCUUUUCUGAGCUUGUAAACCCUUAUAUCACUCUUAUCAUAUCAAGCUCAUGGGUUGGUCUGCUGCUUCCUACUUUUUCCUUCCAAACGAGUGUCUAAAUAUAUGUAUUAUGAACGGUUUCGUAUGGUCUAUUUUGUGCUUAAAUGCUUAUGAACGGAUCAACUAGUAUUGUGCCAUUUUAUGUGCUGUAACAUUGGAUUUCAACUCAGACAGAAUGGAGCGGGAGUAGAACAAGAAAGCCAGGAUCUUGAA
Linum trigynum is the source of this 1747-nucleotide messenger RNA. Lineage: Eukaryota; Viridiplantae; Streptophyta; Magnoliopsida; Malpighiales; Linaceae. The record is from the annotation of a GenBank genome assembly.